AUGUCGGAACAACUCAGACAAACUUUUGCUAACGCCAAGAAAGAGAACAGGAACGCUCUGGUCACGUUCAUGACCGCAGGUUACCCAACGGUCAAGGACACCGUCCCCAUUCUCAAGGGUUUCCAAGAUGGUGGCGUGGAUAUCAUCGAAUUAGGUAUGCCAUUCUCUGAUCCAAUUGCUGACGGUCCUACAAUCCAACUAUCCAACACUGUUGCUCUGCAAAACGGCGUUACUUUGCCUCAGACCUUAGAAAUGAUCUCUCAAGCCAGGAAUGAAGGUGUCACCGUGCCCAUCAUCCUAAUGGGUUACUACAACCCUAUUUUAAACUAUGGUGAGGAGAAGUUUAUCCAAGAUGCCGCUAAGGCCGGUGCCAAUGGUUUUAUUAUUGUUGAUCUGCCACCUGAGGAGGCAUUGAAGGUGAGGAACUAUGUCUACGAUAACGGAUUGAGUUUGAUUCCUCUAGUCGCGCCUUCCACCACCGAUGAAAGGUUGGAAUUGCUUUCCCACAUUGCCAAUUCGUUUGUCUACGUUGUGUCAAGAAUGGGUACCACCGGGGUUCAAAGUUCAGUUGCUAGUGACUUGGAUGAACUUGUCUCCAGAGUCAGAAAGUACACCAAGGACACUCCCAUAGCUGUCGGAUUCGGUGUCUCCACCAGAGAGCAUUUCCAAUCCGUUGGUAGCGUUUCGGACGGUGUAGUCAUCGGGUCUAAAAUUGUCACAUUAUGCGGAGAUGCUCCAGAAGGCAAGAGAUACGAUGUUGCUAAGGAAUACGUGGAGGGAAUCCUAGAUGGCGCCAAGCACAAAACCUUGUCGAAGGACGAUUUCUUUGCCUUCCAAAAGGAAUCGUUGAAGUCUGCAAACGUUAAGAGGGAAAUACUGGAUGAAUUCGAUGAAAACCACAAGCAUCCAAUCAGAUUUGGUGAUUUUGGUGGUCAGUACGUCCCAGAAGCCCUCCAUGCAUGUCUAAGAGAAUUGGAAAAGGGCUUCGAUGAAGCGGUUGCUGAUCCUACAUUCUGGGAAGACUUCAAGUCCUUGUACCCAUACAUGGGCCGUCCUUCUUCACUACACAAAGCUGAACGAUUGACUGAACAUUGUCAAGGCGCUCAAAUCUGGUUAAAGAGAGAAGAUCUUAACCAUACCGGGUCUCACAAGAUCAAUAACGCCCUAGCGCAAGUUCUUUUAGCCAAGAGGUUGGGUAAGAAAAAUGUCAUCGCUGAAACCGGUGCCGGUCAACACGGUGUUGCCACUGCUACUGCAUGUGCUAAGUUUGGAUUGACUUGUACUGUCUUCAUGGGUGCGGAAGAUGUCCGUCGUCAGGCUUUGAACGUCUUUAGAAUGAGAAUCCUUGGUGCCAAGGUGAUUGCUGUCACCAAUGGUACAAAAACUUUAAGAGACGCCACUUCGGAAGCAUUCAGAUUUUGGGUUACUAACCUGAAGACCACUUACUAUGUCGUCGGUUCUGCUAUCGGUCCUCAUCCAUACCCAACUUUGGUCAGAACUUUCCAAAGUGUCAUUGGUAAGGAAACUAAGGAACAGUUUGCCGCGCUAAAUAAUGGCAAAUUACCUGAUGCUGUUGUUGCAUGUGUCGGUGGUGGUUCCAAUUCCACAGGUAUGUUCUCACCAUUUGAACAUGAUACUUCCGUCAAGCUAUUGGGUGUAGAAGCUGGUGGUGAUGGUGUAGACACAAAAUUCCACUCUGCUACUUUAACAGCUGGUAGGCCUGGUGUCUUCCAUGGUGUUAAGACCUACGUCUUGCAAGAUAGCGACGGUCAAGUCCAUGAUACACACUCCGUUUCCGCUGGGCUAGACUACCCAGGUGUUGGUCCGGAGUUGGCAUAUUGGAAGUCCACUGGGCGUGCUCAAUUCAUCGCUGCCACCGAUGCUCAAGCUCUACUCGGUUUCAAAUUACUGUCUCAAUUAGAAGGUAUUAUUCCUGCUUUGGAAUCCUCCCAUGCCGUUUAUGGUGCGUGUGAAUUGGCCAAGACGAUGAAACCUGAACAGCAUUUGGUCAUCAAUAUUUCCGGUAGAGGUGACAAAGAUGUGCAAAGUGUCGCUGAAGUCUUACCAAAAUUAGGUCCAAAGAUUGGCUGGGAUUUGAGAUUCGAAGAAGAUCCAUCUGCUUAA
This is a messenger RNA of Saccharomyces kudriavzevii IFO 1802, 2124 nucleotides long. RefSeq names its product tryptophan synthase TRP5 (gene TRP5). The coding region runs from base 1 to 2124 and encodes 707 amino acids. Gene Ontology annotation, molecular function: tryptophan synthase activity. The record is from RefSeq and is a predicted model, not a curated record. Gene Ontology annotation, cellular component: cytoplasm. Gene Ontology annotation, biological process: L-tryptophan biosynthetic process. The transcript has a single exon. Lineage: Eukaryota; Fungi; Ascomycota; Saccharomycetes; Saccharomycetales; Saccharomycetaceae.